AUGAUAGGUGAUGAAGAAAACACAGAAUUUAUUAAUGAAAUUAGUAAAUAAGAAAUUAAUGAAAUCAAAGAUGAUCUUAAUUAGUAAAAUAGAAAACAGCUUAUUAAUAAUCUAAUCUAUUUUGGAUCAAUAUUAAUAUUCACAUGUAUAAUUAUACUGCUAUUUUGGAAUAUUAAGAAAUAAAGAAAUCCAUCUAAAUUAGUUGAUAUCCACAAAAACAAUCCACAAUUAUUAGGUAAAUUAAUAUUAUUAUAACAAGUCAUUUCAUAAGAACAUUUUGAUUAUUUUGAUUAGUUAAAUAAUACAACUUAAGUUUCUAAUUGUAAUUAGACUAUUUUUAAAGAAAAUAUCUUAAUAGUGAUUAGUAAUCAGAUUAUAAAAGAUGAUAUUAAGGAUUGUAUAGAACUUUUAAAACCACAAUUUAAUGAUAUUUUAUUGAUAAUCUAUAAUGCUACAUAAGAAUCAAUUCUCAAAAAGGUUGAUGACAAUAUGAAUCAGUAUUAUUUAUCAUCCAAUGAAUUAUCAAUACAAAAUUAAAAGAUCUAAAAAUUCGAACACUUAGAAGUAGAUGAAUAAUAAGAAGUUGUUGUUUAGAUUAUUAACAAUAUAUUUAAAUGA
Molecule: messenger RNA, 618 nt
Organism: Paramecium pentaurelia
Lineage: Eukaryota; Ciliophora; Oligohymenophorea; Peniculida; Parameciidae
Source: the annotation of a GenBank genome assembly